Amblyraja radiata (thorny skate) is the source of this 4576-nucleotide messenger RNA. It is a transcript of the gene syt7a, whose product is annotated as synaptotagmin VIIa. Gene Ontology annotation, biological process: calcium ion-regulated exocytosis of neurotransmitter; vesicle fusion. The transcript is spliced from 13 exons. The coding region runs from base 181 to 2199 and encodes 672 amino acids. Gene Ontology annotation, cellular component: axon; plasma membrane; synaptic vesicle. Gene Ontology annotation, molecular function: SNARE binding; clathrin binding; calcium ion binding. NCBI's taxonomy places the organism in Eukaryota, Metazoa, Chordata, Chondrichthyes, Rajiformes, Rajidae. The record is from RefSeq and is a predicted model, not a curated record.
AUCGGGAGCCGGAGUCAGUGUGAGUGUCGGCGGCCGAUCCGCCAGCUCCCUAUCUCUCGCCCGCCCGCCGCGUCUCUCCAUAAAAAUGCAACACUCCGCUUGCUGACUCCCUGACAGAACUGGAAAAAAAAAAUAUAUAUAUAACAUCCACGGACACUUACUCCUCUCAGCGAAAUAAAAAUGUUCACGGACACUUCGAAAGAUUCAUUUGCCCUGGAUGUGGCUCUAAUUUCGGCAGCUGUGUUCAUUUGUCUCGCUGCUAUGGUCGCCAUGUGUGGGAUCUGCAAAUGGUGUCAACACAGGCUGGGGAAACGACACAAGAGUUCUUUGGAGGCAGUCACCACACCAGACUCCAAUCGAGGCCGCAUCGAGAAGAAAGCCAUCAAUGAUCUUGACAAAGACUUUUGGAAUAACAAUGACAGCACAGUACAAAAGAAAUGGAGUUCCUACCCUCCAAAGGAGUUCAUUCUAAACAUUUCGCCUUAUGCACCAUAUGGUGACCCUCGUCUUUCACUCAAUGGCUCUCUCAUGUCCGGUAACAAAGCUCCAGUAGCUGAAAAAGAAACACGCACGGCCGAGAAGCAAACCCGCAGCAACAGCAUGAAGAGCAGUGGAUCUUCCAACAGUAAUCGGGGUGAAGCUGCCAAUGGGAAGGUUGGGAAAGGUGGGCGAUGGUACACAGUGCAGAGUCUCCUAGCGUCGGGCAAGCUCAACCAAGCUAACUUGGAUGAGCCGUCAUUGUCAGCAGCCUCCACGCUAGAACACAUAUCCACUCCGCCAGGGGACCAGCCGUCGAAAUGCCCACGACCUCGGACGCUGCAGAGGCAGCAGAGCCUCCAGCAGCCAUUGCAGCAGCAUAGACCUACCCACCACCAGCCUGCCACCAGCCAGAGCCUCGGGCAGCUUCAGUUCCAGCAACAGUCAACCUCGGGCAGCCGGUCUCCCUACAGAGCCCAGCAAAGGGCGGGCUGUACAGCAGGCACGCGCAGUCGCACGGCAGGCGGACACAGCCGUUCCAAUCCCGGGAGCUGGGACUACGUCAUGGGACAGCUCCGUAAUCGAGGGUUAGAUAUGAAGUCUUUCCUUGAAGGCCGGAUGGUGGUCCUGUCCCUGGUUAUGGGUCUGACAGAACAGGAUGACUUUGCAAAUAUCCCCGAUCUACACACCAGCAACAGCCAACAAAUCCAAGGCACGCAGUCAGACAAAAGGUUGCCCACUGGAAAUAAGCCAGUGAACACCACUCCUGUGCAAGGGCAGGUUCCUCAGGAUGAUUUGGACAGAAGAACAGAACCUCGCUCCUCAGUCUCAGACUUGGUCAACUCCCUUACAAGUGAGAUGCUAAUGUUGUCGCCUUGUUCUGAAGAUGACCACGAGGGAAGUUCACGUGAGAACCUUGGUCGGAUUCAGUUCAGUGUCGGCUACAAUUUCCAAGAAUCUACCUUCACCGUGAAAAUACUGAAAGCUGUGGAGCUGCCAGCAAAGGACUUCAGUGGUACCAGCGACCCGUUUGUUAAAAUCUACUUGCUCCCUGACAAAAAACACAAAUUGGAAACGAAAGUGAAAAGAAAGAAUUUAAAUCCACAUUGGAACGAGACAUUUCUUUUUGAAGGCUUCCCCUAUGAGAAAGUGGUGCAGCGAGUGCUCUACCUCCAAGUCCUCGACUACGAUCGUUUCAGUCGGAACGAUCCGAUCGGAGAGGUUUCGUUACCGCUGAGCAAGGUGGAUUUGACACAGACACAGACGUUCUGGAAAGAACUAAAGCCAUGCAGUGAUGGAAGUGGAAGUCGAGGGGAACUUCUCUUGUCAUUGUGUUACAACCCUACUACCAACACUAUCACUGUGAACAUAAUUAAGGCAAGGAAUCUGAAAGCCAUGGACAUAGGGGGUACAUCAGAUCCCUAUGUUAAAGUUUGGCUCAUGUACAAAGACAAGAAAGUGGAAAAGAAGAAAACAGCUGUGCUGAAGAGAUGCUUAAACCCCAUCUUUAAUGAGUCUUUCAUGUUCGACGUACCAACAGAAAUAUUGAGGGAGACAACUAUUAUAAUCACUGUGAUGGAUAAAGACAGGCUGAGCAGAAAUGAUGUUAUUGGAAAGAUUUACUUAUCUUGGAAAAGCGGUCCCGGUGAGGUCAAGCAUUGGAAGGAUAUGGUUGGGAGACCACGACACGCUGUGGCUCAGUGGCAUCAACUCAAGGCAUGAUUUUUCAUCAAAUCAAAGAAGUUUGCAUUUUAAGUAUGCACAAUGAAGCACCUGGACUAACGUCAUGGAUUACUCAGCCAUCAAUCUGGGAGUCCAGCAGCCAAUCCAUACACCAUGGACUUUAUAGCAUUGAGCUGCCAGGGACAUUUUUUUAAGUCGAGAGGUCAUAUCCACCUUGUGCUUCAACGACCAUCUCCAACCCAGCACUCUGCACCCUCCACCCCAACCUCCUCCCUCGACAAAAGAAAUUUGCAUUUUUUGGUCGCGAUACAACUCAUUCUGUGUUCGCGGCUAGUAGUCACAUGGCUUCGACUUUUAGUUUCAAUUUUUCCGGUGACAAAAAAAAAGCAAAUUGUUCUUCCAGUAGUGAGCGAGUUUAUAGCUUUGGAAAAAAAAAACUAUGUGUCAUUUUUUUCCAAAAUACGAUGGUAUUUUAAUUUUCUGGUGCAGACGUUUAUGCUUAUGGUUCUAAAGACUACUUUUUUAUUUAUCUUGAUUAACCUAGAGGGUGAGGAAACAUGAGAAAACAGGAAUUUAAAAUCUGUGUAUGUCUCUGUGUGUGUGUUGUGUGUCAGUAACUGUAUAAAGUGUGUUUUGGUGCACACAAAAGAAUAUUCAGCCACGCCCUUAAUGCGUGGGUUAUUUUCUCUGCACUUUUUAAAAUGAACAGAUUUGGUUAUGAAAAUAAAAUUCAAUGGAGGGAUUUGGGGUUUCUAGAGGUGGUUUUUAAGUGGGCAAUGUCUGGUUUACACAGUAUUUCAACUUGCUUCUCCUUCAUCCAGGCCUUAUAGAGCUACUGUACUGGUAAACAAAAAUCCCAAAGGAUUACCAUGCAGAAAAUCUAUAAUGUUGCACACAGUAUUUGCCUGCCAAUCCAAAGGCGACAGAUAGCAAUUGUAAAAUAUUGUAUUGAUAUUCCUGUAAAAGUACUAUCAGGUAACAUUGUAGAUCACCAUGCAUUUUCUGGACACUUCUGUAUUAUCAGGUGCAUGAAAAACAACAUUAUUUGGUGGUGAGUAAAAUUCCUUCAUUUGGGUUAUUUGGAUGAAUUUAUGAAGGCUAAAGGCUGGGGUUGGGGCAGUGCCGCAUAGACACUGAGCACAGAUCCAGAGUUCUUAACAACAACACGAACAACAAAAUCCCUGUCCUAUCCUCCUCUUGAUUUACAUGUCUCUAUCACAAUCAGACUGAGAAGUUAAUUGAAGAUCUAAUUUUCCAAUCAGAGAAUCGGAUAUUGCAUCUUGUUCUGGGCCACUGAAUAGUUAACUGCAACGUAGACUUCAUAGAAAAAAUGUAGGUAUCUCAGUGCAGUAUAGAGCAUUAUUUGAAGUGGCGCAGUGAGCGUGGUGCGGGUGUAUGGAAGGAGCUGCCAGAGAAGGUAUUUGAAGCAGAUACUAUAACAGCAUUGAAAAGAGAUUUGGACAGGUGCAUGGAUAGGAAAGCUAUGGACCAAAUGCGGACAGGUAGGACUCGUACAGAUGGGCAUCUUGGUUGGCAUGGGAAAGUUGGGCCGAAUGGCCUGUUUCAAUGCUGUAUGACUCUAUGACGGGAUCUGGAAUUCAACUUUGGUUGCCAAUUUGAGGCAUGUUUUUGAAAAGAGGUGACAGGCUCCCGUUGGUUUUGAGCUACUCUUACAGAUCUACUAAUAAAGCAAUGUUUCCAACAGGCAGGGGUCUUGAGAUAAAAAUCAUGAUCAUUUCACAUCCUGUUCCCACUCUACAAUGUGUGCUCCACAAUGUAGAAUUUCAGGCAGAGAAACAGAAUUCAAAAAUCCUUAGCAAAGUACAUCUGUAGUUCCUUGUGUCUCAAUCCCCAAAUCUAUUUUUGCUUCGGGGAUAUAUUGGGCCAACAAAGGGAGCGAUCAUGUACAGUUAGUUGUCAAGUAAAUCUCUUGCAAUAUCAGCCAAUGAUAAACCAAGUCUGUUCUGAACAGUAUGUUGAUAACAUCUGCUAGAAAUAGCCAUCAUCUGUGGAAAUAUAUAGACACAUUCACUCAGAGUAUUUCUUGUGUUGCUGCCAGGGCGAUGUCCCAUAUUAUGGCCCAUUUAUGCCGUGAUCCCAUGUUAAUUAGAACAGGGAUAGUUCUACCCGCAGUCACUUCUUGUUAAGUGAGUGAUAGCAUCUUCCCAACAGUCCGGGCUUUAUAUGAAUCGAGAGAUGAUGAGCCAGCAUUUAACUCUGAGCCAUAUGUUCCUAUAUCAUGCACCUAAAUCCAUAUUGAUCCCAUUAAAUGACUGUUUAAGCUGUGGUUCUAUGAAGAUUGGUAGGUAAGAGCAGGGGCGGAAAACCCGGGGGGGGCCAUAGGGGAUACGUCCCCCCCAUGUUUUGAGAGGUGGGGGACAUUCCCCCCAAGUUUUUGUGAUCCCGAUUUUAAAAU